AUGGCUUCACUAUCUGUGCAAUGUACUGCCCCCAACGGCCGCGUCUGGUCUCAGCCCACAGGCCUCUUCAUCAACAAUCAAUGGGUCAAGUCGGCUACUGGUGACAAGAUCGCUAGUAUCAACCCUGCCACCGCUACAGAAAUUGCCUCUGUCCAUGCUGCCUCGGAGAAGGAUGUUGAUACCGCCGUCAAGGCCGCACGCGCCGCACUCAACAACCCAAGCUGGAGGGAUCUGCCUGGUGUUGAGCGCGGUAAGCUGAUGAACCGCCUGGCGCAACUCAUCGAGGACAACCGCGAGACCCUUGCGACUAUCGAGACAUGCGACAAUGGAAAGCCAUAUACCGUUUCGCGCGACGAUGAUAUGACCGAGACUGCUGAGACUAUCCGCUACUACAGUGGAUAUGCGGACAAAAUCUUUGGACAGGUUAUUGGCACUACGCCAGACAAGUUUGCCUACACUGUGCGGGAACCGGUUGGCGUUUGUGGCCAGAUUAUCCCAUGGAACUUCCCUCUCUCUAUGGCUGCUUGGAAACUUGGCCCUGCCCUUGCGUGUGGUAAUACAGUCGUCCUGAAACCCGCUGAACAAACCCCCCUCUCUAUCCUUUUCCUUGCCAAUCUUAUUGUGGAAGCUGGCUUCCCCCCUGGCGUUGUGAAUAUCGUCAACGGCCAUGGUGCCGUGGCUGGUGCAGCCCUUGCCUCGCACAUGGAUGUUGACAAGAUCGCGUUCACUGGUAGCACAGCUACCGCAAGGCAAAUCAUGAAGAUGGCCAGUGUCAAUCUCAAGAACAUCACUCUUGAAACCGGCGGCAAGAGCCCCCUGGUCGUCUUCAACGACGCCGAUCUUGAGCAGGCUGUCGAGUGGGCGCAUAUCGGUAUCAUGUACAACCAGGGACAGAUUUGCACGGCGACUUCGCGUAUCCUCGUUCAGGAUAGUAUCUACGAUAAAUUUCUCGCGGCAUUCAAAGCCCAGAUCAAGAAUGUCUCGAAAGUCGGCGACCCCUUCGACGAGUCUACUUUCCAGGGUCCCCAGGUCACGCAGGCCCAGUACGACCGUAUCAUGUCAUAUGUUGAUAUCGGCAAGUCCGAGAAGGCUACGCUUGCGGUCGGCGGUAAGCCGUUCAAGGGUGUCGGUAAUGGCAAAGGAUUCCUCUUCGAGCCUACCGUCUUCACGGACGUUACCCCCAAGAUGCGAAUUUACGAGGAGGAGGUUUUCGGUCCUUUCUGCGUGAUUGCGCGCUUCAGCACUGAGGAAGAGGCCGUUCAGAUGGCCAACGAUACUACCUAUGGUCUCGGCGGUGCCGUGUUCACCACUAACCUCACCCGCGCCCAUCGUGUCGCGAAGCAGAUCCAGGCGGGUAUGGUCUGGAUUAACUCUAGCAAUGAUAGCGACUGGCGGAUUCCGUUUGGGGGUGUCAAGCAGAGUGGUAUUGGUCGGGAGCUGGGUGAGGCUGGCCUGGACGCCUAUUCCUCCAUCAAGGCUGUUCAUGUCAAUAUGAAGUCCAAGCUCUAG
Messenger RNA from Aspergillus puulaauensis, 1509 nucleotides. RefSeq lists its product as uncharacterized. Gene Ontology annotation, molecular function: oxidoreductase activity, acting on the aldehyde or oxo group of donors, NAD or NADP as acceptor. The coding region runs from base 1 to 1509 and encodes 502 amino acids. NCBI's taxonomy places the organism in Eukaryota, Fungi, Ascomycota, Eurotiomycetes, Eurotiales, Aspergillaceae. The transcript has 3 exons. The record is from RefSeq and is a predicted model, not a curated record.